GAACAACCCAGAAACUAUUGUCACGCUGCAACCCAUCUGCACACUGCACCAUGAAAGUCUCCACAGCGUUUCUGUGCCUGCUGCUCACAGUCUCUGCUUUCAGCGCCCAGGUGCUCGCCCAUCCAGGUAUCCCAAGUGCCUGCUGCUUUCGUGUGACCAAUAAGAAGAUCUCCUUUCAGCGACUGAAGAGCUACAAAAUAAUCACCAGCAGCAAAUGUCCCCAGACAGCCAUUGUCUUUGAGAUCAAACCUGACAAAAUGAUAUGUGCGGACCCCAAGAAGAAGUGGGUUCAGGAUGCCAAGAAGUACCUGGACCAAAUAUCCCAAACUACAAAGCCGUAAUCAUCGUGCUUGAGAUGACAAACCAGAAAAUUGCUUGAUUUAUUUUUCCUUCCUAAAAUGCAUUCUGAAAUAAUAUUAUUAUUCCCCAAAGGGAUGACUUUUAUUUAAUAAUUUUAAAAAGCAAAUUGCAUUUAAGUUAUCAGUCUUUAAACAUAUCUUUUAUGUAUAUCACUCAUUUUUAAAGGUUGCCUUGCUCUCUGUGAACUCCCAUCCGGUACCCUGCCAUGUGUAGGAAAUGUGACUCCAGGCUUGCUGGAGACUCUUUCUCCUACCUCCCUGGACUCUUGUAAGGAUCCAACAAAGACCAUUGAUGUGAAAUUGCCUUUUAAUUUUCAGAGGACAUUGUUCUUGUGAAGCCAGGUUGUGAUUCACAGUGAUGAGUGGAAGUAAAUGUGUUUUCAGAAUACAUGAAAUAUAUACAUACUUUAUUACUGCU
This is a messenger RNA of Cavia porcellus (domestic guinea pig), 777 nucleotides long. It is a transcript of the gene Ccl11, whose product is annotated as C-C motif chemokine ligand 11. Gene Ontology annotation, molecular function: chemokine activity. Gene Ontology annotation, cellular component: extracellular region. Gene Ontology annotation, biological process: immune response; eosinophil chemotaxis. The record is from RefSeq and is marked provisional. Lineage: Eukaryota; Metazoa; Chordata; Mammalia; Rodentia; Caviidae.